AUGUCGUCGUGUCGAGUGGCGGCGUGUGUGGCCGCUCUUGCAGCAGUCUCCUGCGCUCUGCCUCCAGCUGUCUUCACGCUCGAUCUGAACAAGCUCUACGGACACCAUUCUAAGAGAUCCGCUAAGAGGCCGCCAGUAGAGGAGACAGCAUCAUUCCUACAGUCUCUCCUGGCGUCGCACGGCCCCAACUAUUUGGAGAAACUGUUCGGUAGUAAGGCGAGAGACGCGCUAGAACCACUCGGCGGUGUCGAAAAGGUCGCCAUUGCUUUGUCAGAAUCUCAAACCAUCGAGGACUUCGGCGCUGCCCUCCACCUGAUGCGUUCUGAUCUGGAGCACCUGCGCUCGGUGUUCAUGGCGGUGGAAAACGGCGACAUCGGAAUGCUUAAGUCUCUCGGCAUCAAGGACUCCGAGCUUGGCGACGUCAAGUUCUUCCUCGAGAAGCUGGUCAACACCGGCUUCCUCGACUGA
Diatraea saccharalis (sugarcane borer) is the source of this 468-nucleotide messenger RNA. NCBI's taxonomy places the organism in Eukaryota, Metazoa, Arthropoda, Insecta, Lepidoptera, Crambidae. The record is from the annotation of a GenBank genome assembly.